AUUUUAAUGGAAGAGAACUGCUGCCACACUAACUUCUACGACGAGAUUUGCCACGAAGAACAGAAUUUAUUUGUUGGCCAAAUUAAAACGGGGCUAAAAAGUGCUGCAAAAGUCAGUACCCGGUUUUGGAAAAGAGGUUGACUUGACGCAAUCGAACGAUGGGCUCCAGCCACAGCAUCCAUGUUCCCGGCGGCGGCACUGAAGGCUACCACGUACUGAAGGUGCAGGACAACUCCCCUGGUCAAAAAGCAGGACUCGAGGCCUUCUUUGACUUUAUCGUUGCGAUUGCCGGGACACGUCUGGAUCAGGACAAUGAUAUGCUGAAGGAGCUACUGCGCCAGAACGUGGACAAGUCUGUCAGGCUCACCGUGUAUUCUAGCAAGACCCAGACGGUGCGCGAACUCACUCUAACACCUAGUAACAGCUGGGGCGGCCAGGGAUUGCUAGGCGUCAGCAUUAGGUUUUGCUCUUUCGAGGGUGCUAACGAAAGCGUCUGGCACAUCCUAGAAGUCCAUCCAAAUUCUCCCGCCGAGUUGGCUGGAUUGCGGGCCUACAGCGACUAUGUAAUUGGGGCAGAUGCCAUACGCCACGACAACGAUGACCUGUUUACCCUGAUCGAAACGCAUGAGCAGCAGCCGUUGAAGAUGUACGUCUACAAUCUGGAUGACGACGCUUGUCGCGAGGUUACCAUUAAACCGAAUACUGCCUGGGGAGGAGAAGGAGCUCUGGGCUGCGGCAUUGGCUUUGGAUAUCUGCAUCGGAUCCCAGUGCAGGCAGAUCCUGCUGCUGGUGGUUCGGCUACUGCGGCUGCUGCUGAGUCCUCUACUCCUCUACUGACUGCCGGAGGAGCGGGUCCAUCUAAUGCUCCGGUAGCAACUGCUGGAUCCGCCGUGGUCGCACCAACGUUGCCUUAUAUACCGCCGCUGGCUAACACUUUUGGAUCCACGAAUGCUGAGGUCAGACCACCAACCAUUGAACCUCCAGCACAGAGUCUGUUCAAGACCUAUUUCAAUCCGGAUGAGGGCACUGAUGCACUUACAGCAGCGCUGGAAACACAGGCAAACAUUUCUGAGCCCGCUCCAGUUCCGCCUGCAGUCGCUGACGUGUCAGUGGCGCAAGUUCAAGUUCCCGCACCAGCGCAACCCUUGCCGCCACCAGCUAACAUCUUUAUACCCGGAGUUUUUGAUCCCAGCGCGCAACAAAACGUUACUCUAGGUGGAAUACCCGCAGCUCAGUUGCCAUUCCCACAGGCCACGGCAGCGCCAGCGGCAGUGCCUAUGUUCUCUGCACCACAACAGGCUUACAUGUCGGCUCCGGCUGUUCUCUCCUAUCCAGCCGGCGCCCAAACAGUACCGUCGUAUCCACAGGUGCAACCCUCUAUGGGCGGACUGUUUCCCACACAGCCAACGCCGUUGCCGCCACAAAUGGCCCAUGUGUUUGCGCCACCAGUACCAUCGCAAGCACCGCCACCUGCUCCAGCGGCAGAAAACGAACCAUCUGGACCGGCAAUAAAUCAGGCCGGAAUCUAAGACUUCAACUGGGCUACUUGACCAACUGCUACACCUGGACAAAUUGUCGUUAAGCUUUUAUUUUCAAGAAUUAUUUUGUAUGAUUGCGUUACCAAGAAUCACAAAUAGCGCGAAAAUGUUACCAGAAACGUGCAAAAAUAUGUACAUUGAUUGCAUUCAUAAAAAUAAUCUAAACUAAUUAUAAUAAAUAAAUAAAAAUAUAUAUGUA
Messenger RNA from Drosophila eugracilis, 1737 nucleotides. RefSeq names its product Golgi reassembly-stacking protein 2 (gene Grasp65). The coding region runs from base 159 to 1529 and encodes 456 amino acids. Lineage: Eukaryota; Metazoa; Arthropoda; Insecta; Diptera; Drosophilidae. Gene Ontology annotation, biological process: Golgi organization. The transcript has 2 exons. Gene Ontology annotation, molecular function: protein binding. Gene Ontology annotation, cellular component: Golgi apparatus. The record is from RefSeq and is a predicted model, not a curated record.